AUGCAUCGAAAGCUCAAGGAGCUAGAACAACGAUCUGAUAACAAACUUCUCUCACCGGAAAGUUACUUGCAAACUUCGAAAUCAACUUAUUUCAGAAUGGGAAGUACUGGUGGAACAGAUUACGGGGCAUUCACAUAUGAGAAUCUUGAGAGGGAACCCUAUUGGCCCUCAGAGAAGCUCCGGAUUUCCAUAACCGGAGCAGGUGGAUUCAUUGCCUCACACAUUGCCAGGCGUCUAAAGAAUGAAGGACAUUACAUUAUUGCCUCUGAUUGGAAGAAAAAUGAGCACAUGACAGAGGACAUGUUCUGUAAUGAGUUUCAUCUCGUUGAUCUUAGGGUGAUGGAUAACUGUCUGAAAGUCGCAGACGGGGUUGAUCAUGUGUUUAACCUUGCUGCUGAUAUGGGAGGUAUGGGCUUCAUUCAGUCCAACCAUUCGGUCAUUAUGUAUAACAACACUAUGAUUAGCUUUAACAUGCUUGAAGCUGCCAGAAUCAAUGGAGUUAAGAGGUUCUUUUAUGCCUCUAGUGCUUGCAUUUAUCCUGAGUUUAAGCAGUUGGAUACUAAUGUGAGCUUGAAGGAGUCUGACGCUUGGCCAGCAGAGCCUCAAGACGCUUAUGGCUUGGAGAAGCUGGCAACAGAGGAAUUGUGCAAGCACUAUACCAAGGACUUUGGAAUUGAAUGCCGGAUUGGUCGGUUCCACAACAUUUAUGGACCGUUUGGCACUUGGAAAGGUGGUAGGGAGAAAGCACCAGCUGCAUUCUGUAGAAAAGCACUUACUUCCACCGAGAAGUUUGAGAUGUGGGGAGAUGGGCUCCAAACCCGAUCUUUCACCUUCAUUGAUGAAUGUGUUGAAGGGGUGCUGAGAUUGACAAAGUCAGAUUUCCGAGAGCCAGUGAAUAUUGGAAGUGAUGAGAUGGUAAGCAUGAAUGAGAUGGCUGAGAUUGUCCUCAGCUUUGAGGACAAGAAUCUCCCCAUCCAUCACAUUCCUGGUCCAGAGGGUGUUCGUGGUCGAAACUCAGACAACACUCUCAUUAAGGAGAAGCUUGGUUGGGCCCCUACUAUGAAAUUGAAGGAUGGGCUGAGAUUCACAUACUUUUGGAUCAAGGAACAAAUUGAGAAAGAAAAAGCUCAGGGCAUUGAUCUAUCAAUUUACGGGUCAUCAAAAGUUGUUGGAACACAAGCUCCUGUUCAACUCGGCUCUCUUCGUGCUGCAGAUGGCAAAGAGUAAAGUAGAUCAGCCCAAGCAGCUCAUUCUGUGGUCAUGAAGCCCAGGUUUUAUGAUCAGUGCCAACAUUAUUGCUAGAGAUUAUGAGCUGUUGAACGCCUAUGUUCCUUGUAUUAUCUAUUGCUUUCCUCCAUUUAGCUGUAUUGCAUUGUUCACUACCCAUUUUUAGCCCUUAAUAUGGGCCCUUUCUCAUUUUGUGCUUGGAUGAAGCCUUACUGGAAGUCCUUUUCGACGAAGCAUUGUAACCGUUAUAUGUCAAUUUAUAAUAAAUAAAAUUUAAAUUCUCGAUUAUGC
This is a messenger RNA of Ilex paraguariensis (yerba mate), 1518 nucleotides long. The record is from the annotation of a GenBank genome assembly. Lineage: Eukaryota; Viridiplantae; Streptophyta; Magnoliopsida; Aquifoliales; Aquifoliaceae.